AUGGUGCAAGAUGGUCUUAGUCAGAUUAGGCACAGUAUCAAAUACGUCCGUGAUGGUGUCUACUACAUCAAUCAAUCGAAGAGUAGACUACAAAUCUUUUCAGAAAUUGUGCAAAAAUUGCAGUUGCCUCACAAAAAGUUGAUAUUGGAUUGUAAAACGAGGUGGAACUCAACUUAUGAGAUGUUGGCAACUGCACUAAAAUUCCAAAGCGUGUUUCCAAGAUACUUUGAAAGAGACCGGCAUUUCACUUCUUGUCCCCUUGAGGAAGAUUGGGAUAAGAUACAGAAAGUUUGUGAAAUUUUGAAGGUUUUCAAUGUUACCACUAGCAUCAUUUUAGGGUUUGAAUAUCCAACAUCAAAUAAAUUUCUUGCCGAGCUUUGUAAGGUGAAGGUUUUGUUGGAUAAACAUGCUGAGGAUGAAAAUGAAUUUUUGAGGACCAUGGUGAUGAAGAUGAAAGGGAAAUUUGAUAAAUAUUGGGGGGAGUGCAAUUUGUUGAUAGCUAUAGCUGUUGUUUUGGACCCUAGGUGCAAAAUGAGAGUGUUGGACUAUGCUUUCCCUAAGAUUUAUGAUGAUCUUGACGCACGGGUUCAUUCUACAAUAGUUUGGGAUGCCUUGUACGAGUUGUACAAGGAAUAUGUGGCCGCUAGUCAAUCAUCUACUAAUCAACAUAUGUCUGCAACUAGACAGGGUAGGGGGAAGGGGAGUGGGAGUGGGAGUGGGAGUGGGAGUAGUAGUGGGACGAAUGUAGAUGAUGACUCUUCUGGUUGGUUGGAUUUAAUGAACUAUGUGGACGUGAUUGAAACUGUUGCCCCGGAAAAAUCAGAGUUAGAUUCCUAUUUUGAAGAGCCAUGUUAUAAGUGUCAAGUGGAUUAUGAGGCGUUUGAUGCCUUAAAGUGGUGGCAAGCAAAUAGUUUGAAAUAUCCAGUGUUAUGCAAGGUGGCUCAUGAUAUACUUGCCAUUCCUAUUAGCACGGUGGCUUCAGAGGCUACCUUUAGUGCGAGAAGUAGAGUUAUUGACAAUUAUCGAUCUCGACUAUCUCUGGACAUAGUGCAAGCACUACUAUGUGGAGGUGAUUGGUGUCGCAGUCAGCUAGGACUAAUGAAGAUGGAUGAAUCGGAUGAGGAACCACUGGAGAUUACCCUUCCUAUCUCUUCAGUUGAAGGGAUUGAGUAG
Pistacia vera is the source of this 1173-nucleotide messenger RNA. RefSeq names its product zinc finger BED domain-containing protein RICESLEEPER 2-like. The transcript is spliced from 2 exons. Gene Ontology annotation, molecular function: DNA binding; protein dimerization activity. The record is from RefSeq and is a predicted model, not a curated record. Lineage: Eukaryota; Viridiplantae; Streptophyta; Magnoliopsida; Sapindales; Anacardiaceae. The coding region runs from base 1 to 1173 and encodes 390 amino acids.